Linum trigynum is the source of this 1212-nucleotide messenger RNA. NCBI's taxonomy places the organism in Eukaryota, Viridiplantae, Streptophyta, Magnoliopsida, Malpighiales, Linaceae. The record is from the annotation of a GenBank genome assembly.
AUGGAAAGGUGUCCUGUGCAUAGGAGGAAGUUGGCAGUUCUAGCAAUAUCUGCAUAUUUUGAGUUAUUAUUGAACCUUAUCAAGUUGAUAAUCCAAUAUUACAAGGAACUAGAAUAUGAAGAUGUCCAAGUUUUGGAGCAUGUUACUCCAUGGGAGACACCCAUUGCUCGACAGCAGGUUAGAAACUCAUUCAUGGCGUGCAUCACAUCCCAUGGUGACAUAUCCAACACUAUGCUUAUAAGAAUGAGUUGUAAAUCUUUUGAAAAGUUAUGUAAUCUUCUUAGAGAUCGAGGGGGGCUUAGAUGUAGUUGGAACAUGGAGAUAGAUGAGAUGGUUGCCAUCUUUUUGUACACGAUUGCUCAUAAUGAAAAGAACCGACAAAAUCAGAUAACAUUUCGACGUUCAGGAGAAACCAUUAGUAGAGUGAUCAAAGUUGUACUCAACUCGGUCUUGAAACUGCAUCCUAUUCUACUUCGUAAACCAAAGCCAGUUCUUGAGGAUUCAGAAGAUCCAAAGUGGAAGCACUUCAAGAAUUGUCUUGGUGCCGUUGAUGGAACCAUAGUUGAAGUACGAACAACCAAAGAUAGACAAGCAAGAUAUCGUACACGCAAGGGAACAAUUGGUAUGAAUGUGUUGGGGGUUUGUAAUCAAAACCUAGAGUUCAUAUACGUGUUGACUGGAUGGGAAGAAUCAGCUCAUGAUGGAAGGGUUUUAAGAGAUGCUCUUGCUAGGCCAAACGGGUUGAAAGUGCCUAGAGGAUACUACUAUUUGUGUGAUGCUGGUUACAGUAAUUGUCAAGGAUUCUUAGCACCUUAUCGAGGGCAACGAUAUCACUUGAAAGAGUGGGGUAGGAAUAGACCAAAGACUCCUGAAGAGAUCUUCAACAUGAGACAUGCCACAGCAAGAAAUAUUAUAGAGCGAGUUUUUGGUAUACUGAAGAUGCGGUGGGCAAUUUUAAGAGACACCACAUGGUUCUCCACUCGUAUGGUUGCCAAAAUCGUGAAUGCUUGUUGUCUACUACAUAAUUUCAUACGAGGAGAGGUGGGUGCUGAUGUCUUUGAGAGGGUGUAUGAAGAUGAAGAUCCAUCUACUGAACCGAUAAUAGAUGAUGAUGAGUUGAUAACACUGAUCCAACCGACACUAGAGUGGACACAAUUUAGACAACAAUUGGCACAGGAAAUGUGGGCGUCUAGAACCUAUUAUGCUAACUAG